Molecule: messenger RNA, 999 nt
Organism: Arachis ipaensis
Lineage: Eukaryota; Viridiplantae; Streptophyta; Magnoliopsida; Fabales; Fabaceae
Source: RefSeq, a predicted model, not a curated record
CUAAAGUCCACACUACUUAAAUAAUGUGCCUCUGGAUUCUAACCUUUAGGCUUUAUCUAGUCAUGUGUAUAUGUUGAAUAACUUUCAUAACAAAACAAAAUAAAAUGAUAUUACUAGUUUUGUCAUUUGUGCAUGGCCCUAUGCUACUACAUACAAUAUCAUCAACUAGUAUUAUGUAAUAAAAAUAUUUUAUUCUCAACCUAACAAUUGGUCAAGUGACUAGAGUAGUUUAAUUAAUUUUGUUGAAAAUGGGAACAAAAUCUCUCUUUUUAAGGAGUGUCUCUAAUAAUCUAUCCUCAUCUUGUCUAAACGUUCAUGCAUUUGAUUCAUCUUUUCCUCUAAUUCUCUUUGGCAUAAAGUUUCCAUUAAUUUCAUGGCUAACAAGGUGAAUUUGAUAGAGAAGUGUCAAGUUGGUCCUCCACAAGCUAUAAAGAGGAACAAGCUAGUGGGACAAAAUGGUAUUUUUGAAGCAGCGGUUGCCAUUGGAAACAAGAUUAGAGAAAUGCAAUCUGAACCGUAUAAGAAUGUUGACACAUUGAUGUCAUGUUUUAGUAAAUUUGGAUCAAUGGAGCAGCAUGCUGUGGCUAUUGCAGGUUCACCAAAGUUUGAUGCGUAUGAAACUGAUUUUGGGUGGGGAAAACCUAUGUUAAGUGAGGUGCUUCAAGCAGAUUCAAGAUUGGUCACCCUUUCUGAUUGUAGAGAAAAAGAAGGUGGAAUUCAAGUUGGAGUAGCUCUUGGGAGGACUCAAAUGCAUAAAUUCAACUCUAUUUUGGAACACCUCCUUGCUGAUAUUGCAAUCAAGGAGGGUGAAUAAUUAAUUUCCUCAAAAGUAAUAAUUAUGAGCUUUGGCUCGUAUAUAUCUCCAGUAGCUACUAUAUAUUUUAAUCUCUUUUUGUGGCCAUGGUUAUUUAUUUCAGUAAGUGGAAGAAUUAUGUUAUUGGGAUUCAAUUGCAAUACCAGGUCAUGCAUGUUCAGAGAAUAAUUGGUCAUUUGGUCUUA